Rhizopus microsporus ATCC 52813 is the source of this 336-nucleotide messenger RNA. RefSeq lists its product as uncharacterized. The record is from RefSeq and is a predicted model, not a curated record. The transcript has a single exon. Lineage: Eukaryota; Fungi; Mucoromycota; Mucoromycetes; Mucorales; Rhizopodaceae. The annotation marks the transcript as partial.
GACCUGUACCUUAAAAAAGGCAUACCUGUCUUGUUGCUGGAGAAUCUUGCUGUGACAGAAGGCUGGGUGAAUGGGACGCGAUGCAUAGUGGAAAGUAUAGAUGAAAUUGACGUUGUCCUUUUACGUCGUGUGGCUGAUGGGCAAAUGAAACUGAUAGAGUAUACGACUAGCAAUGUUUAUCGGACUCACUAUUCGCGAAGUCAAUUACCGAUUGCUGUGGCGUUUGCUGCGACGAUCCAUAAAGUGCAAAGCCUUACUUUGGAACACGGUGUGGUCAUCAGUUUAGCACAUCCAUUCUUGUCGCAUGGGGAAUUUUAUGUAGCCUGUUCGCGUGUU